This is a messenger RNA of Tarenaya hassleriana, 1350 nucleotides long. Its product is annotated as mitochondrial import inner membrane translocase subunit TIM50-like. Gene Ontology annotation, molecular function: phosphoprotein phosphatase activity. Bases 80 to 1177 code for a protein of 365 amino acids. The transcript has 10 exons. The record is from RefSeq and is a predicted model, not a curated record. NCBI's taxonomy places the organism in Eukaryota, Viridiplantae, Streptophyta, Magnoliopsida, Brassicales, Cleomaceae.
UAUUAUUUCCUUUUUCGUUAUCUCUUUCGUCAAAACCCAGCCUAAGUCUUCAACCCCACGGAUCAAACAAGAGGAGGAAAUGGCGUCGAUCGUUCUUCGAUCCCGCUUCAUCUCGAGAUUAGCAAAAUUUGGGUCCCGGAAUCUGAGGAUCUUCUCUUCGGAAGCAGCUUCAUCAAAUUCCCCGGUUAAGGAGCCGGGAAUCUCCGCCGGUCAGUCGAUCAUCUCCGAUCUACCUCCGCCUCAACCGGACGCGGCGGCGGCGGCGGCGGCUCCGGUUAAGGAGCGGAAAUUACUUAAGUAUCUCACGUACGGAGUCGUCAGCGCGCUCACUGGUGUUACUGCUGCUGCUGGUUACGUCACAUAUGCUUACUCUUUGAAUGAAGUUGAUGAAAAGGCCAAGGCUUUCCGCGAGUCAGUGAAGAGGGAGCCAGCAGAUGAUGCCUCGCCCAUUGAUAAGUAUCAAGCUUUUCUCUAUUCAGCUGCAAUGGCAGUUCCGGCAAAAGCAAUUGAAAUGUAUUUAGAGCUGAGGGCACUUGUGGAAGAACAUGUUCGAGAAUUUACUGAACCUCUCUCGGAGAAGCUUCUUCCAGAUUUGCAUCCUGCGGAACAACAUGUCUUCACUCUUGUUCUUGAUUUAAAUGAGACGCUGCUUUAUACAGACUGGAAGCGUGACAGAGGGUGGAGGACAUUCAAAAGACCUGGUGUUGAUGCUUUCCUGGAACAUCUUGCCAAGUACUAUGAGAUCGUCGUGUACUCCGAUCAGAUGGAUAUGUAUGUAGCUCCAGUCUGUGAAAGAUUGGACCCGAAUCAGUACAUACGUUAUCGGCUUGCAAAGGGUGCUACAAAAUAUGAGAACGGAAAGCACUAUAGAGACCUGUCGAAGCUGAACAGAGAUCCUAAGAAGAUUCUUUAUGUUAGCGGGAAUGCAUUUGAGACAAGCCUUCAGCCGGAGAAUUGCGUGCCGAUCAAGCCUUACAAGCUUGAACAGGACGACACGGCCCUGCUAGACCUCAUUCCAUUCCUCGAAUAUGUGGCCCGUAACAGCCCAGCAGACAUCAGAACGGUCCUAACGUCUUACGAGAGAAGAGAUGUAGCAAAAGAAUUCCGAGAGCGUUCACGAGAGUAUCAAAGGCGGAUGCAAGAACAACGUGGGCAAGGCCGAUUCUGGAGGCGUUGAAGGACGAACAGGUAAGAAAGGCUGUUUCUGUGUGUAUAGAGCAUUUUGAUGGAGAGAGACGAAGUUUUGUUUUGUUCCUCCGUCGCUUGGGCUAAGAUACUUCGAAUCAUCUCCGAAAUGGGAUUCAGAAUUUUCCAUCGGUUUUGUUGCAUUUUUGUCUCCGUGUUUUGGUU